Molecule: messenger RNA, 1119 nt
Organism: Akanthomyces muscarius
Lineage: Eukaryota; Fungi; Ascomycota; Sordariomycetes; Hypocreales; Cordycipitaceae
Exons: 2
Coding region: 1-1119 (372 amino acids)
Biological process (GO): protein folding
Cellular component (GO): endoplasmic reticulum
Molecular function (GO): protein disulfide isomerase activity
Source: RefSeq, a predicted model, not a curated record
AUGGUCUUGCUCAAGACUGUCCUCUUCGGAGCGCUAGCCGCCACCGCCGCCGCCAAGUCCGCCGUUAUUGACCUGAUCCCCAAGAACUUUGACGAUGUGGUCCUAAAGUCCGGCAAGCCUACACUGGUCGAGUUCUUCGCUCCCUGGUGCGGCCACUGUAAGACUCUGGCUCCCGUGUACGAGGAGCUCGCCGGCGUCUUUGAGCACGCCAAGGACAAGGUGCAGAUCGCAAAGGUCGACGCUGAUGCCGAGCGCGACCUCGGCAAGCGCUUCGGCGUCCAGGGCUUCCCCACGCUUAAGUACUUCGAUGGCAAGAGUGACAAGCCCGAGGAGUACAACUCGGGCCGGGACCUCGAGAGCCUCACCGAGUUCAUUACCCAGAAGACUGGUGUCAAGGCCAAGACGAAGAUUCAGGCCCCGUCCGAGGUUGUCGAGCUCCACGACAACACCUUCAAGGAGACUGUUGGCGGCGACAAGCAUGUUCUUGUUGCCUUUACUGCCCCGUGGUGCGGACACUGCAAGAAGCUUGCCCCCGUCUGGGAACUCGUCGCUACCGCGUUCGCCAACGAGAAGAACGUCGUCAUUGCCAAGGUCGAUGCCGAGGCCCCCAACAGCAAGGCCGUGACCGCCGAGUAUGGUGUCAAGUCCUACCCUACCAUCAAGUUCUUUGCCGCUGGCGACAAGAAGGGCGUCGACUACGACACUACCCGAUCCGAGGCCGCCAUUCUCGAGUACAUCAACGAAAAGGCUGGUACGCACCGUCUCCCCGGCGGUGAGCUCGACAACACCGCUGGCACCGUCGCUGUCCUCGAUGCCCUCGUCAAGAAGCUGACUGGUGGCGCUUCGCUCGCCGAGGUCGCCGCCGAGGUAAAGAAGGAGGCUGGCAAGCUUAAGGAGGCUGCCGAGCUGAAGUAUGCCGAGUACUACGUCCGCGUCUUUGACAAGCUCAGCCAGAACGAGGGCUGGGUCAAGAAGGAGUCGGCCAGACUCGACAGCAUCCUGACCAAGGGUGGACUUGCCCCCUCGAAGCGCGACGAGAUUAAGACCAAGGCCAACAUCCUCAAGAAGUUCGUCGAGGACGUUGCCGAGAAGAUUGAGGAGGCCAAGGAUGAGCUGUAG